Molecule: messenger RNA, 1682 nt
Organism: Papaver somniferum (opium poppy)
Lineage: Eukaryota; Viridiplantae; Streptophyta; Magnoliopsida; Ranunculales; Papaveraceae
Product: peptidyl-prolyl cis-trans isomerase FKBP18, chloroplastic-like
Exons: 6
Coding region: 805-1482 (225 amino acids)
Cellular component (GO): chloroplast thylakoid lumen
Molecular function (GO): peptidyl-prolyl cis-trans isomerase activity
Source: RefSeq, a predicted model, not a curated record
ACAGCACACAAUAACCCGACCCGAACUGCUAUUACACAAAAAUGAUAAAAACGAAUCUUUUCUGCUACCCAUUUUCUUCCUGCUUGCUGAUUGAUUCUUGAUUUCUUACGAUCUCCCGUCAACCAUCAAUCGAGAAAUUAAUUGAUUGAUACCGAUCAUAGGCAGAACUUGAUUAUCAUCGCACUGGAUAGCAAAAUAGAUGUUUGGAAGAAAUUAAUAAUUUCAAAUUAUUGUGGUGUACUGUUGGUGUUUGAGGCUGUGAGAGAGAAUUAAGAGACAUAGGCACAUAGUGAAAGAAUUUUAGGUAAAAGAGUGAUUAAUUUGGUUGGAGAAAAUGGGUGUUUGAUGUCGCUGACAUUGAAUAUGAAGAAUUUGGGUUAGCCGCAGCUGUUGAAGGAGGAGGAAACAUUACAUACAACAAAAACUAGGGAUUUUCUCCUGAGUCAUUCAAAUGACCAAAACACCCAUUCUAACCGCAUGUAGUAACAGGGAUACGUGGUGGAGUUCCUAGUUUUUACAUUGGAUAUCUCUUGGAUCUCUCUUGGUUGACGAAAGAUGAAUCACUCACUUUUUUUUUCUUUUUAUAAAACUGUUGUCCAUAUUAUCCUUCACCUCAUACGAAUUUUUUAAUUUGGUUGUUGACUACUGCUCUAGCAGUAAUCUAGUAUUACUAUUACCAACUGUGGCUAUAAAAACUGAAUGAGGAUAUCCCGUGGCAUUUUAGGGGUAAUUCUGUAAUCUGCAAUGUAUGAAAAUGGAUAGAGCAUAUGUGAGUAAAGCAUUUGUAAUCUGCAUUUGUUUGCCAUGACUUCAGUACAGAGCUCGGAAAGAUGGGCAGUUGAUAUCUUUCACUGUUCAAAACCAAAAUUUAGAAAUCAAAUUGAAACCCAAAAUCAAAAUCAAGUUGUUUAUCCAAUACCCAUUUCAAGAAGAGCUGCAAUUUUGAUUUCUGUCAUUCCUUUUAGUCUAAUUGCAUUACCUCCAUCUUCACAAGCUAGAGAGAGAAGGAGCAGAAAAAUCAUUCCUCCUGAAGAUUAUGUUACAAGCUCGGCUGAUGGCUUAAAGUACUUUGAUCUCAUUGAGGGAAAAGGCCAAACAGCAGAGAAAGGAUCAAUUGUCCAGGUGCAUUUUGAUUGUGUAUACCGUGGUGUUACUGCAAUAUCGAGUCGAGAAUCUAAACUCUUAGCUGGAAAUCGCGCAAUUGCACAGCCGUACGAAUUCAGGGUUGGAGCAACUCCAGGAAAAGAAAGAAAGCGGGAUUAUGUAGAUAGCGCAAAUGGUUUGUUCUCUGCUCAGGCUGCACCGAAACCCCCAGCAGCUAUGUACUCAGUAACUGAAGGGAUGAAAGUAGGGGGGAAGAGGAGGGUUAUUGUGCCUCCAGAAGCUGGGUAUGGUAAAAGAGGAAUGAAUGAAAUCCCGCCAGGAGCUACUUUUGAACUUAACAUAGAGCUUUUAGAAGUACUAGCACCCGAAGCAAAGUAACUUAAGCUUGUCUGGUUGUGAGUGAAAUACGUGUACCAUAAAUCCGUUUUUAUUACUUAAAACUGCAACAAUGCAAGCUUUUGCAUAAGAAGAUUGUCCUCUUUUCGCGCUCAUUCUUUUUGUAAGUAAAAAUAUAGUUGUCAUUCAUGAGAUCAUACUUGUUAAUAAUUUUCAGAUGAUGUUAUCUUAACUGGCGUUUU